UUGGGAAAUUUUUCAUCAGUUGCCGAUUCCUGUGGCUCUGAGCGAGAGUCCACUCGCGAUCGGAAAAGAAAAUUGUUCUGGGAAAAGUGCUCUAUCUGUCUCUCCUUUUCUCUCCGUAACACCCAAGUGAUAUCAGUGUUGGUGAAAUAGAGUUCAAGAAAAGCUAGAAAAUUCUAUGCAUAAACUUUCUCAAUUAGUGGAAAAGUUUUCACGAAGCUUUCCUUUCUUCUAGCGCAGUGGAAAAAAUAGAAAAUUCUCAUAAGUUUGAAUAAAACUGGAAUAAUAUCAAGCAGGAAUCUUCUUACUAGAUAAUCUUUAGACUAAAAGGAAUGCCCGUCAAUGGUGCAACGAGCAAAGGCUCAAGUGGACCAUCGAGGACGACAUUCAGGCCACCAUGGGUUAAGGAUGCAGAUGGUGAUAAAGUUCCCUCACCGUCCAGGCUUAAGUCUGCAGAGAAGGGAGAUGGAGUGAAAAAGACUGCUGCUGCUGCUGAUCCCAAGGAGAAUGGUCAACCUAAGCAAAUGAGUGUGAAGCUGCAGUCGCGAGAGGUAAAGGUACCCGUGAUGACUGAAACAAGACGACCAUCUCAGCAGCUUUUGAAGCCCAAGAAGAAGGAACCUGAGCCUGAACCUGAGUCAGAGACAGAAUCCGAGGAGGAGGAAUCUGAGGAGGAAUCUUCUGAUUCUGAACCAAAGAAACCCCCUCCAAAGGUGGUCAAAAAGCCCGUUGAAUUGAAGAAGGUGGAAGAGACAAAACCAGUUAAGCGACGAGAAAAUGAAAAGUUACCACGGAAGGAUUCAACGACAGAUGCCACAGAGAAGCCUAGGAACAAGUUCAUGGGAGAAGUUAAACUGAAGCCUGUGCUCAAGAAGACACCCAACAUCGAUGAACUGCCAGAGAGGCCAAAGUCAAUGUUGCUAGAGACACCAGUUCUGAAAAAAGUAGUCAAGCCUGAUCCCGAUGAACUGCCAGAGAAACCACGAAAUGUCCUUCCGGAACAACCAGUGCUGAAGAAGGUGGUAAAGAAAGAGGCACCAAUUGUGCCCAAAACCAGUGAUACCGAAUGGAAUAACUUCCAGCUGAAAGAAAACGUUGCAGAACAAGAGCAGAAUACAGCUAAAAAGCCAAUAGCUCCACCACCACCUCCACCUCCAGGAAUAAUGCCACCACCACCACCUCCUCCGCCAGGCCUGGCCCCUCCGGUGGAAUUUGAAAAGAAACCGCUGUCGGAAAAGCAACAAAAGGUCCUAGAUCGCCUACGAACACGAGCCCGACGUCGUCCGGACUGGUCUGAAAUGAUGGCCGAAGUUGAGCGUGGACGAAAACUUCGUCACGUCGAGUGCAAUGAUCGUUCUAAGCCAAUUCUAACAUCCAAGUCCAUGACGAAGGUUAAGGGGCAGUUCAUCUUUGAGACAGAGAAAGCAAAUGCCCACAAUGCCUUGCUGAAUCAGAUUCAGGUGGGCAUCAAGCUUAAGCCAACUAAGUGCAAUGACCGCAGUCGACCUAUCCUCGAAGGAUUGCGCAAAUUCCGACGACAGAUGACAAUUGAGGAACAAAUCCAGAAAUCAGAAUCACGAGCAAACCUCAGCGAACCACCUGCAGAAGAGGAAGAAGAUGAAAUGGAUGACAUUGAUAAGCUUAGGGAUGACUUGCAGAGCACGAAACAAAUGUUGGCGCUAGAAUUGAGAAAUAAGGAAGCUCACGAGAGGGAAAAUAAGCGUCUUUUAGCAAGAAUACAAAAUCUCGAAGCUGAGCUUGAAAGAGAACGAUGGUCAGUUACUGGUGAACCUGUGCAGAGAAUCAAUACCCAACCAGCUGAAGAGCUCGUGCAGUCCCUGAAAAAGGAAGCUGAAGAUGCUCAGAAGCAAGCUUCUAUGCUGGAGAAGAAGUACCAGGAUACAGCAGAACAACUCGAUAAAGCAAAAAGUGAAAUUGAAGAACAAAAGAGGAAAAUCGCUAUACUUGAGAAACAGGUUUCACAGGGUUCAAGACCACAAAUUCAGUGGCAUCAUUACUCAUACGAGGACGAUGAUGAAGAGGAUGAUUUCCAACGAAGAAGAUCAUUCAGGCGUCAGGGAACUGGCCCAGGAGGUGGAUCGAGACGUGACAGUGAAGCCCCACAAAAGGACAGUUCUCCAGAACCAGAACCCGAGGUAUCGGAGAGUGAUAGUGAAGAGGAUGAGGCGACCAAGGAGGAGCGCCGGAAACGUCGCCUGAUGCGUGAAGUGAAGAUGCUCCAUACGAAAUUGACUCGGCUCAAGGAUAAAGAGAAAGUGGCCAAGAAGGAGCGUGAAGGUCUAAAGGACGCCAUGAAGAAGGCUCAAGUGGCUCUCAAGGAUGAAAAGAAAAAGUAUCGUGGUCUGCAGAAAGAGGUUGACAAGAUGGCCAAGCUCAUGAAGGACGUUGAUGUGGAUGAGGAUGAAGAGAAGGAGGAGGAAGAAGAUGCCGAAGAGGAGGAAUCUGAGGAGGAGUCCGAGGAAGAGUCUGAAACUGAAUCUGAGAGUGAAGAGGAUUCUGAGAGUGAAUCUGAAGCUGAAGAUGCCACAGAUGAGAAGAAGAAGGCAAAUUUGGAGCCAAGGGUGAAACGACACGAAGGACUCCUGGCAGCACUUAAGAAGGGCAACUAUCUCCAUCAAGCCAAUGUGGAUCGUCUCAAAGAUGAGGUCAUCAAACAGCGUGAAGCCUCUGAAAUACUCCAACGUGACCUUGACUCAGUUCUCUCUGAACUGGGUUAAGGUCAGGAACUGAGGAAGACCCAGAAUGACAUUAAGAUAUGCCACCUCAGCUGCAUUAUACAGAGCAAAUGAGGAAACCAUCCUCCUUCAUCGACAGUGAGGGAGUUAUCUACUAAAGAGAUUAAGGAAUGGAGUAAAUCGCUUUGGAAUUUCCUUUAUAUUGCUUUCAUCGAGCUACUAUAUUACUUUUUGCAUAAAGGCGUUUUAUUAUUUAAUUUCUUAUGCCAGCAUUACACAACCAAUUAACACCCAAACCAUUUUUUUCUAGUAUUGAUGGUGGUGAAAAAGAAACGUUUACAUUAUAUACAAUUUUACUCUGUA
This is a messenger RNA of Phlebotomus papatasi, 3056 nucleotides long. RefSeq names its product glutamic acid-rich protein-like. Gene Ontology annotation, molecular function: actin binding. Bases 330 to 2735 code for a protein of 801 amino acids. Lineage: Eukaryota; Metazoa; Arthropoda; Insecta; Diptera; Psychodidae. The transcript has 8 exons. The record is from RefSeq and is a predicted model, not a curated record.